GGCGCGGCGGCUGGCGCGGCGGCUUCCGAUCCGCCCUGAAGGCGGCGAGAACUCUGGCAGCGCCUGGGGCUCCGGCGGGUCUGCGGGCUGCGGGCCGCGAUGCUGAAGGCCAAGAUCCUCUUCGUGGGGCCCUGCGAGAGUGGAAAAACUGUUUUGGCCAACUUCCUGACAGAAUCUUCUGACAUCACCGAAUACAACCCAACCCAAGGAGUGAGGAUCCUGGAAUUUGAGAACCCACACGUUACCAGCAACGACAAAAGCACGGAGUGUGAAUUUGAGCUCUGGGACUGUGGUGGCGAUCCAAAGUUCGAGUCUUGCUGGCCAGCCCUGAUGAAGGACUCUCACGGGGUGGUGAUCGUCUUCAAUGCUGACAUCCCAAGCCACCUGAAGGAAAUUGAGAUGUGGUAUUCCUGCUUCGUCCAGCAGCAGUUUUUACAGGAUACUCAAUGUCUGUUAAUUGCACACCACAAACCAGGCUCUGGAAGUGACAAAGGAAACCUGGCUUUGGCGCCACCCUUGAACAAGCUGAAGCUGGUGCACUCAAAUCUUGAGGAUGACCCAGAAGAGAUCAGAAUGGAGUUCAUAAAGUAUUUAAGAAGCAUAAUCAACUCAGUGUCUGAGAGCAGAGACCGGGAGGAGAUGUCAAUUAUCACCUAACCGGCCUUCACCUAGACGCUUCCGCAUCCCAAAUGAAGUCAAUUUCAGUGCAGAUCUGAAAUCCAUCCACCUACUAAGGUUCUCAUCUCCCUUUGGCUGUAGAAGACAUUUUCCUUAUUUGGCCAAAGGUAACAGUCAGCCAGGGAGUUGACUCAUACCAUCUAUUCUCUGUCUUCAGUUCAGCUGAGAAACUCCUGUUAUUGAAUUCUGAUUCCUUUCCCCAGAUCUCUCCAGAGAGCUGGAAAACUGAGGUGGUUUUUUUUCCCUUUCACAUUAUGUCAUACUAUAAAAGUUGUGGAAUUGUAACUGUCAUAGCCCAGUGAUACCAACAGUAGUUUAAUCCACGUAGAUUGGUUUAAAUGUGAUUUUCAUUCCUUAAUCUGUACAAUUUGCCUAGGAUAUUUUUGAAAAAUAUUAGCAUUUAACCUCUCCAAGAUUUUAUUUUUAUUUAGAUGUCCUUGAUAUCUGGACACCAUAUCACACUGGAAGAUGGAAUACAUAUACAUCUCCUAAAAAUGUUUUUUAUUAUCUCAGGGGAAUUUAAUUCUUAAAUAUUAUUUCAUGUAAUACAGGGAAAAACAAUGUUUUGUUGUCAUAACAACCAUUUGUAAAACUAGUCAAAAGAUUUAAUGCUCAGGAUAAGCAAAUAUGGUGAGUUUAUAGCUUAUUGUACAAGUGAGUUUGUUUUAGUGAUCUUAUGAAUUAUUGUUCUUUCAUAAUUUGUACUUUUUGAAUUUUUUAAUACAGCCAACCUGAAAAUAUAUUAAGUAGAUCAAAAGUUAGAUGUAGGGACUUCCCUGGUGCCGCAGUGGUUAAGAAUCCACCUGCCAACUCAGGGGACAUGGGUUCCAUCCCUGUUCCAGAAGAUCCCACACGCCACAGAGCAGCUAAGCCCAUGAACCACAACUACUGAGCCUGCGUGCCCCAACUACUGAAGCCAGUGUGCCUAGAGCCCGUGCUCCGCAACAAGAGAAGCCACCGCAAUGAGACGCCCGCGUACCGCAACGAAGAGUAGCCCCUGCUCGCUGCAACUAGAGAAAGCCUGCCCGCAGCAACAAAGUCCCAGCGCAGCCAAAAAAAAAAGUUAGAUGUAGGUCUUUUCAACUGAGAGUGGAAGAAAAGUAGAGACACAAGAGAUGAAAAAUAUGCUUGGCUGCGUUUCACUCUUAACAAUGAAGAGGGCUGAAAUGCAGCUGUGUGGGCAGUCUGCUUGAGAGAGUGGUGUUGGCAGAUAAUGACAGUUCCCUGGUAAAUUAUUUAUUUGUUUAUUUAUUUUUAAAUUUUAUUUUUAUUUAUUUAUUUUUGGCUGCGUUGGGUCUUCGUUGCUGUGCGCGGGCUUUCUGUAGUUGCGGCGAUCAGUGGCUACUCUUCAUUGUGGUGCAUGGGCUUCUCAUUGUGGUGGCUUCUUUUGUUGUGGAGCAUGGGUUCUAGGUGCACUGGCUUCAGUAGUUGCGGCACACAGGCUCAGUAGUUGCGGCACACAGGCUUAGUAGUUGCGGCACACAGGCUCAGUAGUUGUGGCUGAUGGGCUCUAGAGCUCAGGCUCAGUUGUGGCACACAGGCUUAGUUGCUGCGCAGCAUGUGGGAUAUUCCUGCACCAGGGAUCGAACCCAUGUCCCCUGCAUUGGCAGGCAGAUUCUUAACCACUGUGCUACCAGGGAAGCCCCCCUGGUAAAUUUAGAUUGAACUACAGUCAACUCUUAGUAAACUGCCUGGAUUAUCCAUGAGCACAUUUUAGGCCCAGGUUAAUUUCCUUCUGCCUGACCUGCUCUCAGUUGGAACUUUUGCAAGGAACACAAGAUUACGUUAAUGCAAACUGUAGUAAAUCUUCUUUACGUAAUAGCUGCAAUAAUAAUAAUUGAUCUUGAGACUACAGCUCCAAAACAGAGAUUAUUUUUAUCUGAUUUUUAAUGAUUAUCCAAGAGCUCAAUAGAAAAAUUAACCCAGCAGCUUUCAUUUAUGUUCAUAGCCAGAGUACAACCCUUGUGAGCCCUUGAAUCGAGAAAAAUGUUUAAAAUUUAAGAGGCCACAUGUGCACAGGUUACAAGAGACCACUUAGUGAAGAAGUCUCCCUGUCUUCCCUGUCCCCAAACCCCGUUCCUGUGCACAUACGAUUGUGCUUUAUUAAUGGAAACAGUAGCAAACUAUUCACACUUUUUUACAACUUUUUUCACUUUUUUUAUUUGGAGGAUUUGUGUAACUAUAUACAGAGCUGCCUUUUUCUUUUUUACAGCUGCGUAAUAUUCCACUUAAUCAUUUAUUUGGGAAUUUUAUAUUACAAUUUUAUAUUACAAUUACUAACAAUUUAUGUUGAAAUAUUAUAUUUUUAUUGAUGGACAUUUAAUGGCAUUGAAAAACAUGAUUUGGGACACAAGUACGUUGAAUGUGGAAUUUUAGGGAAGUGGUUUCAACCGUCAGUGCUUUUGAGGGAAAGAUAAGACGGCUGCUCUUAGAAUCCUACUUCUGAUUUACAGUGUCACAGAACCAUUUUCUAAGUGCACAAUGAUUUUUGCUGUGUGUGCUGGCAUAUGGUU
Balaenoptera ricei (Rice's whale) is the source of this 3191-nucleotide messenger RNA. RefSeq names its product intraflagellar transport 22 (gene IFT22). Gene Ontology annotation, molecular function: GTPase activity. The record is from RefSeq and is a predicted model, not a curated record. The coding region runs from base 100 to 657 and encodes 185 amino acids. Gene Ontology annotation, cellular component: endomembrane system. Gene Ontology annotation, biological process: intracellular protein transport. NCBI's taxonomy places the organism in Eukaryota, Metazoa, Chordata, Mammalia, Artiodactyla, Balaenopteridae. The transcript is spliced from 5 exons.